AUGACCUGUUUGUCAAAUAUUCCACCAGAAAUGCGCUGGAAAAUAAUGCGACGUCUCGACACGAAAAGUUUGCUUCGACUUGGCGCAACUUGUCGAAAAUUUUGGGGCGAAUCGCAAAAACAGCCGCAAUACUACAAUCGUGUGUGGUUGAUGGAACGCCGAAAAAUUGUACGUCUCAUCUUGAACUCCAACAAAUUGAUUUUGGAAUUUCACAAAAUCGGCGAAUCGAAGACACGUGUCAAAUGUGUGAAUCUGGCGUGGAGCAGCGCUAGGCAAAAAGUUUUUUGGACUGAAAUUGUUGUGGAGAAUGUUUAUGAUUGUGUUUUGAGAAUUGUCAAGGAAUUUUUGCGAAGAAUUGCCGGGAAUUUGAGAGAAUUUUAUUGUUUUGUGGUGAGAAAAUUCAUUUUUCACCCAAAAAAUGUACAUUUUCAGCAACAAAAACUUCGAUCUCGUGUAAUUCGAGGUCUACAACUUCCAAAAAAUCUUCGAAAUCUUGCGAGUUUCGAAAUCGAUGGUUGUAGCCAACAAAUCGAUAUGGUCAAAUGGAAAUUCGUGGAUUUCAAAUCGCUUGCAAAUGUUCGAAAUCGCCUCAAUAUCUCCUACACAACAAUAAGCUUUGAGCAAUUAUUGGAACUUCGAGCCGAAAAAAUCGAGAUUUAUCGAAUGAGCAUUUUGACGUCGCAAAAUUUGAGAGAUUAUAUUGAGAUGUGGGCCGAGAAUCGAUUGCAUUCGAAUUUUCGAGAAUUACGAGUUUCGGCGGGGAAAUCGAGAAGUUCAAAAAUGGAAUUGGUCAAUUUGGCGGGUUUGCAAAUUCGAAGGUGAAUUAAAGCAAGUCGGAAAAUUCGGAAAAUUUUUCAAAGUCUGAAAUUCCGAUUUUCAGCCUUAAGUGGCCCUAAAAUUAUUUUUAUGUUCAAAAAAUUGAAAAAUUGGAAAAAAAAUCCAAAAAUUUCAUUUUUUCUAUCAUAAACUGAGAAAAUUUCCCAAAAUUUAGGCAAAAUUGUAAAUAAAUAUUACUACCAAAGAUCGAAAAUUGAUUUUUCCGUGAAAAAAUUGGAAAUCCGGAAAAUUUGGAAAAUUUUUCUGAAAUUUCGAUUUUCAGCCUUAAAUUGGCACUAAAACUUAUUUUUAGUAACUAUUUUAAACGUUUUACGUUCAGAAAUAGUAAAAAUUGAAAAAAAAAUCCAAAAAUUUCAUUUUUGCUAUCAUAAACUGAGGAAAUUUCCCAAAAUUUAGGAAAAAUUGUAAAUUUUACUACCAAAGAUCGAAAAUUUAUUUUUCCGUGAAAAAAUUGGAAAUCCGGAAAAUUUGGAAAAUUUUUCUGAAAUUUCGAUUUUCAGCUUUAAGUUGGCACUAAAACUUAUUUUUUAUGUACAAUUACUAUUUGAAACGUUUUACGUUCAAAAAAUAGUAAAAUUUGAAAAAUUGAAAAAAAAAAUCCAAAAAUUUCAUUUUUUUCCAUCAUAAACUGAGAAAAUUUCUCAAAAUUUAGGCAAAAUUGUAAAUUUUUUUUCCGGAAAAUUGAUUUUUCCCUGAAAAAACCGGAAAAUUCGGAAAAUUUUUCAAAGUCUGAAAUUUCGAUUUUCAGCCUUAAGUUGGCACUAAAACUUAUUUUUAGUAACUAUUUGAAACGUUUCACGUUCAAAAAAUAGUAAAAAAUUGAAAAAAAAAUCCAAAAAUUUCAUUUUUUUUCCAUCAUAAACUGAGAAAAUUUCUCAAAAUUUAGGCAAAAUUGAUUUUUCCGUGAAAAAAACCGGAAAAUUUGGAAAAUUUCCGGCACAGUCCUGCUUCCAAAUUAAUUAUCGAUAAUUUUUCAGCCUUCCCUAUGGUACAAAAUUGCUCCAAUCAAAAGUGAAUCACAGUGAUUGGCUUUCAAUUUCAAAUUAUGCGCAUUUUUUCUGGAUUCGAGUGGUGGAUGAAAAUGGCAGAGGUCCAGACGGUUAUUAA
Caenorhabditis angaria is the source of this 1944-nucleotide messenger RNA. Lineage: Eukaryota; Metazoa; Nematoda; Chromadorea; Rhabditida; Rhabditidae. The record is from the annotation of a GenBank genome assembly.